Molecule: messenger RNA, 1656 nt
Organism: Tachysurus vachellii
Lineage: Eukaryota; Metazoa; Chordata; Actinopteri; Siluriformes; Bagridae
Gene: xbp1
Product: X-box binding protein 1
Cellular component (GO): nucleus
Molecular function (GO): DNA-binding transcription factor activity, RNA polymerase II-specific; RNA polymerase II transcription regulatory region sequence-specific DNA binding
Source: RefSeq, a predicted model, not a curated record
AGCCGGCAUUUUCUGUGGAGCAGGAAGAGGAGUAAAGAGGAGGAGAUUCGCCUUAAAUCUCUUUCCUCAUUAAAUACAACACGUUUAACCUGUAUUUUAAAUCCCGGGAAGAGACACAGGAUGGUUGUGGUGGCAGCAGGUCCCGGAGGAGCACACAAAGUGCUUCUCAUUUCUUCAUCAUCUUCCUCUUCCUCACACUCCAGUGACUCCUGUAAUGUCGCCGCUCCGACUUUAAGGAAAAGGCAAAGACUCACACAUCUGAGUCCUGAGGAAAAAGCGCUUCGGAGGAAACUGAAGAACAGAGUUGCAGCACAGACAGCAAGAGACAGAAAAAAGGCCAAAAUGGGAGAACUGGAGCUGCAAGUCCUGGAACUGGAGCAUGAAAAUCAGAAACUCCACCUGGAGAACCAGAUGUUGAGAGAAAGGACGAGCGAUCUGAUGAGCGAGAACGAGGAGCUGAGACAGAGGCUUGGGUUGGACACUCUGGUCAGGAAAGAGAAGGUGCAGGUUCAGAUGUUGGAGUCUGACGUGGGCGAUUUGGUUUUGUUGAACGGGUCUUCUGAGCGCAGCACUCAGGCUACGUGUGCCUCCGCAGCAGGUGCAGGCCCAGCAGUCAUCAAAACCGAAGAGUUCACCGUGGAUCCUAACGCUCCUGGCACUGCAGACUCUGAGUCUGAUCUCUUGCUUGGCAUUCUGGACAUCAUUGAACCAGAGCUGUUCCUCAAAGAAGCUCAGGAGCCAAACCCCACUGAGCAGCUCCUGCUGGUGGGCUCGGCCACAGGUUCGCUACCUGCCCCCUCACCUGGACCUGUGGGGGCCGCACCAGUCAAGCUGGAGGCCCUUAAUGAACUGAUCCAUUUCGACCACAUUUACACCAAACCGGUGAUGGAGGAGGAGGAGGACGAAACAGAGGGCGCCUACGAAGUGAGCAUCGCAGACGAGAACGACACGGUCAUCUUCUCGUCGUCCUCUGAAGACGAAUUGGAGGUGGAAGUGGAAACAGUGUCCAUCAAGGACGAGCCGGAGGAAAUGAUCACCCCCGUGUCCGACAACGACUCGAUCGCGGUCGACGACUUCCUGUCCGAGGCGUCCCAUUCCUUCGGAGGCUACGACAAGACGGCAUACCUGAUGUCCGACGCGUACAGUGACUCUGGAUACGAAAGGUCACCUUCCCCUUUCAGUGACAUGUCGUCCCCGCUUUGCUCCGACAGCACCUGGGAAGACAUGUUCACUAACGAACUCUUUCCGCAGCUCAUCAGCGUCUAAAAAAAAAAAAUACGUUGGUUAGGUUAAAUUUUAUUCUAGCGUACUAAGCGAUCAUUAUAUGCUUCAGCACAAAUUCUAUUCUUUUCCUCUUUCAUGAUCCCCCCCCAUUAAUCUGAAAUAACUGCCAUUUGUUUCCUGGGGAAUGGACCUUUGUGCUUAAGUGGCAAUCGGAUGAAUCUGUGAUUCAUGUUCAGUAUUUCGUGAGAUUUGUGUCUGAAAAGCUGAAGUUCAUCAGGAAAGAGUUUAAUUUUAAAAAGCUGUAUUUAUUUGUACCUUUUUUUUUCCAGAGUUCUGUAUCGUAGUCCGUCUGCUUUAAUGUUGUAUAACGUAAUUUUAUUAGCGUCCUCCUCCUGAAAUCAUUUACCGCAUUAAAAAAUGUAUGCAUCCUCA